Pogona vitticeps (central bearded dragon) is the source of this 349-nucleotide messenger RNA. Lineage: Eukaryota; Metazoa; Chordata; Lepidosauria; Squamata; Agamidae. The record is from RefSeq and is a predicted model, not a curated record.
AGGUUCGGAUCGCUGCCGUCGAGGCCCUCUGCAUGUUGGCCCAGUCCUCGCCUUCCUUUGCGGAGAAGUGCCUUGACUUCCUCGUCGACAUGUUCAACGACGAGAUCGAAGAAGUGAGGCUGCAGUCGAUUCACACCAUGAGGAAGAUCUCCAACAACAUCACUCUUCGGGAGGACCAGCUGGACACGGUGCUGGGUGUCCUGGAGGAUUCUUCUCGAGAUAUCCGGGAAGCUCUUCACGAGCUGCUCUGUUGUACCAACGUGUCAACAAAAGAAGGCAUCCACCUUGCCCUGGUUGAGCUCCUGAAAAACCUCACCAAGUACCCUACAGACAGGGACUCCAUCUGGAA